Adineta ricciae is the source of this 1347-nucleotide messenger RNA. NCBI's taxonomy places the organism in Eukaryota, Metazoa, Rotifera, Eurotatoria, Adinetida, Adinetidae. The record is from the annotation of a GenBank genome assembly.
AUGCUUGUUCGUCUAACAAAUAGGAAUAUUGACUAUUCUGUUUCUCCAAGCGCGUCUUCCCAAAUCAAUGUAAUCGAUUGUCACUUCCUAUCCUUUCUUUAUGUACUUACAAUGUCUGUCUAUCGUUACUUAUCAUCAACAGUUCGAUCAUCGAAUUCAAUUCCAAACACGGCCUGUCUCUCCAGUAUAGUUAAGCAAUUAGCGAAAUUUUCAUCUCACGAUGAACUAAUCGAAUACUCUCAACGACCUAUUCCAUACUGUUACCCGAAUCGUAUGAUCGAUGCUUGUUCACCUGAACAGUCAACACCGAUUGAUAUGAUUCAAACCGCACGAGAUCUUCAUGAUCAAUUAUUAGUUCGUCUCGCACAUUGUUUGUCCCAUUUUCAAGCGAUUCCAUUCCUUCCUGGCGUUAAUCCAACAUUAUUAGCUUUGCAUGAACGCUAUCUGAAACUUUUUGAAAGUCUCGCACAAUUUCGUCAAAUUAAAACAUCGAAAGACGAAGAAAAAUUCCAAGAAUUAAUCGGCCGAUUUAUUGUACAAAACAACGAUGUGAUCGGAUUAUUAUCAACAGGCUGUAGUGAAGCACAGAAAUAUUUCAAAAAUUAUGAAACCAUGAAGGAAUUUCUUGAUAAUGUUCUUCAUAUACGCUUGGCCAUGCGUUUACUUGCUGAACAUUAUAUGGAAUUACAUAAACAACAAACACAGCCCGAAUGGCGUGGAUCUAUCUGUAUGAAUUUCUCACCUGCGAAAGCAGUUCAACAAUGUAUCAAGGAUGUUUCUUCAUUAUGUUUUGAAACCUAUACAGUUGUGCCGCAUAUUCAAGUAGAAAAUUCUAUGCAGGAAUCCAUUCCCUAUUUCCCCAGUAUUGUGGAAUAUAUCCUACGUGAAUUGUUGAAAAAUUCGAUGCGUGCAAUUGUCGAGCACACGAAAUGUUCAUUGGGUAACAUUCAACAUGUCAAGCAAUACUUUGAAAAACAUCGUGAUACACCACUGUGUACAAUCGAGAUCGCAUCGAAUCCUGUUGAUGAAAAUUUUAUCAUCGCAGUUAAAGAUCAAGGAGGUGGAAUUGACGCAAGUGAUGAUCAACUAUUCACAUAUAUGUUUAGUGGUGAUGUUCCCAACGAAGAGAAAGAGGAAAAACAUAUCGAUAUCUUAGCCGAUUUUCAAGAACGUAUGACUCAAUCAUCGAAACAAAUGUAUGGCUAUGGAUUCGGUCUUCCUGUUUGCCGCCUCUAUUCGAAGUUUUUCGGCGGAUCGUUAACUCUUCGACAAGUAUCACGUAUCGGUAUUGAUACUUACCUUCGUCUCGGUUUCAUUCAUACCAAUUCUGAACGUAUCAAGAUUUAA